UUGUCAGGGUCCUUAGCGCCCUCGUUGGCGCUGGUGGCGCUGGUGGCAGCGGCCGCGGCCGCGGCCGCGGCUGCGUCCAUCGACGACGGAAGCAACGGCAGCGCCGUCCCCGGCGGAGCCCUCGGCGACAGAGAGUGCCAGAGGGCGACCGCCGACAACUGGCACCUGCCCUACCCUGGCGACUGCACGCGAUUCAUCAAAUGCGACCUAGACAACGACAUCAGCACCAUCUACACCUGCGACGCGGGCCUGCACUUCGGUCCCAGUCUGGGGACUUGCGUCUGGCCCGCGCAGGCCGGAUGUGAGGGUUCCGGAGCAGGUGAUGGGGACGACGGAGACGGAGACGGCAAUGGCAACGGAGAUGGAGAUGGCGAUGGUGAUGGAGAUGGUGAUGGAGAUGGUGAUGGAGAUGGUGAUGGUGAUGGUGAUGACAAUGGUGACGGAGACGGCAGCAACGGAUCUGGAACUCCCGGUGGAUCCAUUGGAGAAGAGGAAUGCAAGAAAGCCACUGAGGAAGUCUGGCAUCUGCCCUACCCCGGCGACUGCACCAAAUUCAUCAAAUGCGAUAUAGACAAUUCAAUUAGCACCAUCUACACGUGCAAUGAAGGUCUACAUUUCAAUCCUUCCAGUCAGACAUGCGACUACCCAGAAAAUGCUGGUUGUAGCGGCAGCGGAUCCGGAGGGGGUGGAGGCAGUGGAGGUGGAAAUGGAGGUGGCAAUGGAGGCGGUGACGGAGGCGGAAAUGGCGGAGGCAGUGGGGGUGGCGAUGGUGGAGGUGACGGAAGUGGCAGUGGAGGUGGAGGCGGAGGAGGCGGAGGAGGCGGCGGU
Gryllus bimaculatus (two-spotted cricket) is the source of this 828-nucleotide messenger RNA. The record is from the annotation of a GenBank genome assembly. NCBI's taxonomy places the organism in Eukaryota, Metazoa, Arthropoda, Insecta, Orthoptera, Gryllidae.